AUGAAGGGAUUAUUUUCUAUUGUAUUGAUUAGCGGCCUAAUCAUGGCCGCCUUCGUUCUACCUUCGAGUCUCGGGGCACCUCAUUGGGGAGGCGGUUAUCACGGAGGUGGCGGCGUCACCAAGGUUAUAAUUAUCAAGAAGGGUUACGGACACGGUGGUUACGGUCACCACGGUCAUCACGGACACCACGGUGGCGGUUAUGGUGGCGGUUACGGAGGCGGUUAUGGCGGUGGUUACGGAGGUGGUGGCGGUUACGGAGGCGGCGGUGGUUUCGGAGGUGGUGGAGGCUACGGUGGCGGCGGUGGAUUCGGUUUCGGAGGCGGUUAUGGAGGCGGUUAUGGAAAAUAG
Messenger RNA from Phyllotreta striolata, 348 nucleotides. The record is from the annotation of a GenBank genome assembly. Lineage: Eukaryota; Metazoa; Arthropoda; Insecta; Coleoptera; Chrysomelidae.